Messenger RNA from Asparagus officinalis (garden asparagus), 1447 nucleotides. RefSeq lists its product as uncharacterized. Lineage: Eukaryota; Viridiplantae; Streptophyta; Magnoliopsida; Asparagales; Asparagaceae. The record is from RefSeq and is a predicted model, not a curated record.
AGAGUCCAAUCUUGCGAAACAUGGGUCAUCCCAAAUAGCCUCCCAGGACCUCCCUUCAACCCGCCGGCCAAAUCCCGCAGAUGAACGCCCUCGAGAUCUUACGCGAGACCGUACGGAUCCUCCGCCUCCCCUCAUCCUCAUGCUUGAUUUGCCCCGUCUCCGCCGCCCUCUUGUCCAACGAGCUCAUCGACCGAUCCACCGUCGCCGCCCUCUCCCGCCGCUUGAUCCUCCUUUCCACAGUCAGCGGCCUCCCGUUGACGCAUUUCCUCAAACAGAUGUGCCAUCAUCUGGCCGGUACAUUACUUUCAUCGGCAUUUUGCUUCCCUUUGCUUUUGACUUUACAGCUCACUGCCCGAGCUUCCAUUGCUUAUUCAGUCGCGUGUACUUAUGCUAGUAAGAAGAUCAUUGCGUCGGAGUUCUUCGCCCUUGCCCGUCGCAUUUGGCGGAGGCUUGUUGUUACUUAUCUUUGGGUCUGUGGUGCUAUUUGCGGAUGCUUUGGUCUUUUCCUUGUGAUCCUUAUUGCGGUUUGCAACUCGUUGGCAAUAUUAGGGUACCCGCCGGAUAUUGUAGUGUACCCGGCAUUGCUUGUGAUGUUGGGAUUUUCCAUGGUUUACGCGCAUACUAUCAUUGUCUGUAAUCUUGCGGGUGUGAUCUCGGUUCUUGAGGAUGUUUCGGGGCCACGGGCUAUUUUGAGGUCGGUUUCGUUGGUGAAGGGGCAGACUCAGGCGGGGCUGUUGAUAUUUCUUGGGUCCACGAUUGGGAUGGCUUUUGUUGAGGGUUUGUUUGAGCAUAGGGUGAAGACGUUGAGCUAUGGAGACGGGUCCUCGAGGAUAUGGGAGGGACCGUUGUUGGUGGUUAUGUAUUCAUUUGUGGUGCUUGUUGAUUCUAUGAUGAGCGCGGUUUUCUACUUCACUUGUAGAUCGUCGUGCAUGGAGAUGUUGAAUGGGAGUGAGCAUUCCCUUGAAGAAAUUGAGAACUUCUCUUUUGAGUCGAGAAGUAUUGAGUAAUGCCAGUUUUUUGGUGGAAUGGUUCUUUUUAGCAUGGAUGAGAUAGAAUAAUAAUUAGAGAGAAGAGACAAUGCCAUGAAAAGGAAGAAUACUACAGAUUUUUUGGGUGUUUAGAGAAGCCAGCCUUGGCAAUUUAUAACUUGUUGUGGCUAGAUGAUACGAGUGAUGAUAUUUUUCUAGAAGCAUGCGAAUUCGCAGGAAAUGCUCCCUUGCUGGAGAGAGCCACCUUAACAUACUGUACUCCUUGUGAACAACAUUCUCAUGUUGUAAUUCUAGAUUUUUGUAUUUUGCAUCCCUCUAUUUCUUCAGGGCUCUUCAUAAUGAUGAAAACAUGCUUUAUACCACUAAAAUAAUCUUCUUUGUCUGUAGUCUUGUGUUUCUGACGAGGUCUUCACUGUUGGAUAAAGAUUCGGUUAGUUUGUUGCAGUUUUUUAUUCCAA